Messenger RNA from Elaeis guineensis (African oil palm), 770 nucleotides. Its product is annotated as protein RESPONSE TO LOW SULFUR 3. Gene Ontology annotation, biological process: cellular oxidant detoxification. The record is from RefSeq and is a predicted model, not a curated record. NCBI's taxonomy places the organism in Eukaryota, Viridiplantae, Streptophyta, Magnoliopsida, Arecales, Arecaceae.
UCGGCGUUCGUAAACCGACGCUGCCGGAUCCCCGAAGUUUUCGUAUUUUCCCGCAUUCUUAGAAAAGUCAGAGAAAAGAGAAGGGCUCUCGCCGAUGGCUCCCGGAAUGGCGAUCACCGAUCCGGCGUUAGGGAAGCAAGGGUUUGGCCUCGGGUUGAGGAAGCCUGCGGUGGCGGUGGCGGUGGAGGAGGUGGAGGAGCUGCGGCGGAGGAACGAGGUGCUGGAGAGGGAGGUUAGGGAGAGGCAGACGAGGGAGGAGGAGAUGAGGAGGGAGUUGGAGAUGACGAGGGCGCGCCUGAGGGCGGUGGAGGAGGCAGAGGAGCGGCUGUGCGUUCAAUUGGGGGAGAUCGAGGCGGAGGCGGUGGUAGAGGCGAGGGAUUACCACCGCCGGAUCAAGGUUCUCUCCGACGAGCUCGAGGAAGCCCGCAGGAUUCUCGGCUCUUCCUCCUCGCCCUCGCCGUUGGCGUCUCACCGCCGGUUCCUCGUCCGCUUGGACGGAUCGCACUAAAAGAAUAAAGAACAGAGCACAUGGAUGGAGGAGAAAUAUGUUGUUUAAAAAUUUAACGGCAAAAACUGUUCUGUUCUUUUUGUUGUAUUAUUUAAUGGUAGAAAAGACAAGAAUUUUUCUUCUUUCUUUUUGUUUUUUUUUCUUUUUGUUACGAAUUUGUUUUGUUGGUGAGAUGUAAGAGAGUGAAUUCAAACCCCCAAUCUAUUUGUUUUUCUCUGUUAUUGGUGUUUUAGCUUGUUUACUUAAAAAAAUCCAUUUUGGU